Messenger RNA from Arvicola amphibius (Eurasian water vole), 5056 nucleotides. It is a transcript of the gene Znf276, whose product is annotated as zinc finger protein 276. Gene Ontology annotation, biological process: regulation of transcription by RNA polymerase II. Bases 498 to 2351 code for a protein of 617 amino acids. The record is from RefSeq and is a predicted model, not a curated record. The transcript is spliced from 11 exons. NCBI's taxonomy places the organism in Eukaryota, Metazoa, Chordata, Mammalia, Rodentia, Cricetidae. Gene Ontology annotation, cellular component: nucleus; chromosome; kinetochore. Gene Ontology annotation, molecular function: chromatin insulator sequence binding; zinc ion binding.
ACACUGCCGGAAGGGACCGAGACACACUUCCGUCUGCCCCGCCCCGCCGCGCAGACCUAGGUUUAGGGACUAGAAGGGGCCGGGUGGGUCUUGUCAGCUAUUCCGGGCGAACUUGCUCUGCGUCUCUAUCAGAAGAUUGGUGGCAGGAACGUCGUUUUGCGGUUUUCUGUUAUGUGCCAAAGCCCGUGCCUCAGUCCGUGGCAGUUCACCCUCCCGGCUGCCCCUCCUUUUAUGGGCCUGUCGCGAGUUCCGAGCGACCCUAAGAACUCUGGGCUCUCGACACAACAGCGGCCACCGACGCUCCCGGGCCGCUCCUCACUUCGCUCCACCCCUCGCUUCGCCCCGCUCCUAUCGCGGUGAACCGAGCGGAGCCGAGUCGCCGGGCGGGGGGCAGCCGAGCGGUACUGAGUAAGUGGAGUCAAGUUCACUCAAGCAGAACCCAGCGGGCCGAGCCGCACCGGGUAGAACGGAGCAGGGAGCAAGUGGCGGCCGCCACCAUGAAGCGGGACCGGCUCGGCCGCUUCCUGUCGCCUGGCACGGCUCGGCAGCGCGGGAGUUCGGGCGGCAGCUGUGGAAGCGGUCGGAGUCGGGGUCGCCCUUCUCGCACCGGCGGAGCGAGCGCUGACGGGGCGGCGGCUUUGGCGGCGGCGCAGCUCAGUUGGGGCUCGACGCGCUCUUGCGGGGAUACAGGCGAGGACGGUACAGACGAGGCAGGAGCAGGCCGAACUCUUGCCAUGGGGCACUGUCGCCUCUGCCAUGGGAAGUUUUCCUCACGGAGCCUCCGCAGUAUCUCUGACAGAGUGCCUGGGGAGACGUCAGAGAGACUGUCCCCAGGGGAGCGUGUCUUCAUUAGGGACUUCCAGCGUCUGCUGGGUGUUGCUGUGCACCAGGACCCAGCCCUGCCUCAGUUUGUCUGCAAGAACUGCUACACCCAGUUCUAUCAGUGCCACAGCCUGCUCAGGUCCUUCUUACAGAGAGUCAAUGUCUCCCCAGCGGGCCAGCGGAAGCCUUACACAAAGUUUGGUGUUCAGCCUCCCACAGUGGCAGAGGAGGGAGCAUGCAUGGCUGAUCUGAUCACCUCGAGCCCUCGGUGUCUGCACAGUUUGGUGGGCUGGGUACACGAACACGCAGCCAACUGUGUGUCUCUGCCCAGCCUUCAGAGGACACUGUCCUCUGAGUACUGCGGCAUCAUCCAGGCUGUGUGGGGCUGCGACCAGGGCCAUGACUUCACCAUGGACACAGACUCCAGCUGCAGAGCUCUCUUUUUGGACAGUGCAUUAGCAGUGAAGUGGGCUUGGGGCAAGGAGGUAUCACCUCGGCUGGCUCAGAACUCAGAGAUAAACCCCGCUGGAGUUGCCUCUCAGCUCUGCCGGGCCAGAGAAACCCAAGUUGGAUCUGAGACCAAGACACUGCCCAGUGUGGAUGUGGCCCUGCUGCCCUCACAUGGAGACUCUGUGGGACCUGGGAUAGACUCCUAUACUCAGCCAAACUUGGUUCCCAGUGAGGCCCCAGGGCAACUGGGUGAGAAGCAGGUUCCGUCUUCAGCCUCGGAUGAUCGGGUAAAAGACGAGUUCAGUGACCUUUCUGAGGGAGACUUCCUGAGUGAAGAUGAGAAUGAUAAGAAGCAAAACCCACAGUCCUCGGAUGAGUCCUUUGAGCCCUACCCGGAAAAGAAGGUCUCUGGGAAGAAGAGCGAAAGCAAAGAAGCCAGAAAACCCGAAGAGCCCAAAAUCAGAAAGAAGCCUGGGCCCAAGCCUGGGUGGAAGAAAAAGCUCCGAUGCGAGAGGGAGGAGCUGCCCACCAUCUAUAAGUGUCCUUACCAGGGCUGCACAGCUGUGUACCGUGGAGCUGAUGGCAUGAAGAAGCAUAUUAAGGAGCACCAUGAGGAGGUCCGGGAAAGGCCCUGCCCACAUCCUGGCUGCAACAAGGUCUUCAUGAUUGACCGAUACCUGCAGCGACAUGUGAAGCUCAUCCACACAGAAGUACGCAAUUACAUCUGUGACGAAUGUGGGCAGACCUUCAAGCAGCGGAAGCACCUUCUUGUCCACCAGAUGCGUCACUCAGGAGCCAAGCCACUGCAGUGUGAGGUCUGUGGGUUCCAGUGCAGGCAGCGAGCAUCCCUCAAGUACCACAUGACCAAACAUAAAGCAGAGACUGAGCUGGACUUCGCCUGUGACCAGUGCGGCCGGAGGUUUGAAAAGGCCCACAACCUCAACGUGCAUAUGUCCAUGGUACAUCCUCUGACCCAGACCCAGGACAAAGCCCUGACUUUGGAAGCAGAGCCCCCACCUGGACCCCUGAGCCUCUCUGGGACCAUGGAGGGUCAAGCUGUGAAGCCUGAGCCUACCUGAGAACUGCAGGUGGAAUACUGGACAUGCUGAGCUGCUUGAACUCAGCAGGUGUGAUGUGAGGUUUAAAGACAUUAAUGUCCCUCAUUUCCCUGCUGGCAUAGUUCUGCUUGCUCUUUGGACCCCACGCUGCACUCCACCUCACAUAUCCAGCAGCUGUAUGUUGGAGGGCACCUCACUCAUGAGGGAGGUGGGCUUGGUGUGUACUUCAGUCUGCUAUGGUACCAGCAGUUUAUUUUCCUAUGGACACUGAGCAAAAUUUAAGGCCAGACACAAAUUAUGAAUAAUUAAUUUUUUUCCUAACUAGAGCAAUCAAGGAGAUUUGUAAUCUACUUUCUAGUGUAACAAGAGCUCCAUGUUAUGCUUGCAAUAAAUUAUUCACAAAGGUGCUGGUUGGUGCACUGAGACAGGUAGUCAGAACAGAUGAGGCUCCUGGUAGAGAUCAAAGCUGGGGCCAGCCUGCCGCCUUUGCAGGAGGACGUUGCUCAUCUCAGGGUCAUAGUCUUCUCGGCCAGCCAGCAGCUAUGAGAAAAUACAUUACUUAGUGCCCACAGCCUGAGUAAGUUGUUUGCAGAUGAAGAGCUGGGCACCACCCGAGACAGUACCCCCCCAGCACAGCCCCAUCAGGCCCCCAGCCCAGCGCUACGCCUGUGACUUCUUGUUUCACUUAAAUUGUGAAAUCAGCUCAAGAACAGCCCUGGGUUUGUUACCUCUCUCAUGUUGGAGAAGCCCUGGGUCUGUUACCUCUCUCAUGUUGGAGAAGCCCUGAGUUUGUUACCUCUCUCAUGUUGGAGAAGCGCUGUUUUGGGCACUGAGGUAUUAGCUGCAGCAGAAAAGUACGUGCUUCCGUUACCAGUUGUACAGGGCUACCCUAGAGCAGAUAGGCAGUCGCGGGUCAGGCACACUGAGUUGGUACUAGCACGGCUCACCUGCUGUUCCUAAGGAAUGAACAGCCGCCUCACGGGCUGGGGGCCUUACUUGGAGCAAGGAGUGGUCUUGGAGCUUUAAGCGUUUGCUGGCCUGAGGUAACACAGUCCUGGUUUCCCCAUCCACAAAGAGCUGCAUCAGCUUUAGGUACAUGUCGACAGCGACAUACAGGAAAGCCUCUUCCUUGAUGAUGGCGUCUUCACUGAAGUAGGAGAGAAGACUGCAGGUAAAGGCAAAAUGAGAAAGGACUUGAAGCUACUGAGAGGUGAGCAGCAGUUAGCACAGACUGUAGACUUACUUGUUGGUCACAGUGACAAGCGACUUUUGCUUUUUCUUUGACCACGCUAGGCACCCAGGCUGGGCUUACUCACCAGCAGGUAGUUACCUGUAGAAGGCAAAUGGUAGCAGCCUGGUGUGCUGAUCUGGGGCCAAGUGGAGGAGGUGCCCCAGCUCGGCAUCUGCAAAAUCGAGGCGUUCAGUCAGUUCUCUAGUGCUGUGGGAUGACUCCAGGAGGUCCUGUGCUCUGAGCCGUUUCUGUCUAGCUGUGGUGACAUCCAGGGGCUUAUGACCUAUGCUGAGGACACCUGUUAGACCUGCUGGGAAAGAGGGUCUUUUCCCCUUGGUCUGGGGAAAUGGGAGUGAUAUGCUCAUACAGGAGAAGAGAGACGGGGUUAAAAAAGGACCCUACAGUGUGCCUAUGGGUAGACCAUUCCAAACCAGCAAUAUUGUGGACCUUUGAGUGUCCCAACUGACUCUUUAAAUAAGUGUGUCCUGAAUUAAUACCCCAAAUGAGGUAAGGUUUAUAAACUUGACCCCAAGGCUUGUUCUUAACUGUCUGAAGGCUGCUUCUGAAGGGUGACAUAGCUGUCGUGGCAGCUUAUCAGUUCAUGUCUGUCUCAUCUUGGGUAGAGCCAGCUUUCCCAUGCUGUUCAAGGGACACAUGGCUUCUUACCUGUCUCUGUCAACUGGAAGAGCAUCAGCCAGGAAACCUUCCUUCUUCCCAAGUACAUGAGGACCUCGGCACAGAUGUCCAUGGCUUUCAGAUACUCAGCAGUGUCCUGUGAGCCACAGAAGAACCCUUAGAAGAGCUGAGCAGAUGGAGAGCUAACUUUAGUGCAAGGUGGGCAAAGCUGGCUCCCAAGAGUUGCUGUGUUCAUGUGGAUUCGGGGUUCAGACCUCACCAUUUUACCCUCCAAAGUCUAAACUUGGUGACACAACCUAAGCAGAGGCAUGCCCUGGGCUUUCUAGAUGGAAAUGUCAUUGGAGCAAGACAUCAAAAGACCAAACAAGAAACACAGCCUGAAAAGCCCAGAGAUAUGAAGUCUGAGUGGGCCUGGAACUUACUACCUUGUGCUCCUGCCUAGCCCAGGGUUGAGGGGAAAAUGUGCCCUCAGCUAAAAGGUGUGACUUACCUGUUGGGUCAGGUAGGACGAGAGUAGGCUCAUCAAGGAAAAGAAGAGGAGGAAGAUGAGCAGCUAGGAGGGAAAGAGGCAGCAUAUGAAAGUCACACUCUGACAUGCUAGGCUAAGUGAGACCCUGGCUACAGCUUAAGGCCUGUAUGUGGCUCUCAGGAAGGGGAAAAUUCUAAUUCACUGCUUUCACUAAUUUUGGAGACAGGGUCUUACUGUGAAGUCCAGGCUAGCCUCAAAUUCAUUCCUACAGUCUUCCUGUCUCAGCCUUCCAAGUGCUGUGAUUGCUAGUAUCAAUCUCCAUUCCAGGCUUUCUAUUGUUUAGAAGCUUCCAUCAGAAUAAAUUAUGGCUUAUAUGGUCACUUAAAACAA